AAAAUGGCGACUUCCUUCUUGAAAAGAGUUAGAUGAUGGCUGCGACUACAGAUUAGAUAUCCGUUAGUUCUUGCUCGAGCAUGGUGCUUAGUAGGAGAUCGCCUGGGAAGAUGGUCUCCUGGAUUCCAGUUUCUCACGUAUUACUUGUGGCUGUACUUUUGCUGACCGGCAUGGCUAGUCCGGUGGCCUCAGUAGCCAAAGAGAGUAAAGGAUGUGACGGAGGAGGGUGUGGUAAAGCCGGGCAGUCGAUUCAAAUACCAUGUCUGGAUCAAGCAUACAAGGCAAUCUCUACCGUUGAGUGGGAGGACAGAGACAAAAAAACUAUUGGCAAAUGGAUCUCCAGUCAAGGGAUGACUAUGCAGCCAGAAUUUUCGACACGCUUUAGAAUAAGUGAACAGGAUUAUAGUUUGACUAUAUCUGAUUUGAGGGUUGAUGACUCUGGCACAUACACGUGUCGUAUGUCCCGCAUGAAUGAGACAAUUGAUGUGCAGAAGGCGCAGGUUAUAACCAUUAAAGAUAAACCUAGUCCUCCCCUUGAUGUGUCCCUGAAAGCCGUAAGUGCAGACGCAGUCCUGGCGACAUGGAAAGCCCCUCUGAAAGAAAACAACAGCAAUGUCACUCGCUAUGUUGUCCGACUUAUAGAAAAUAAACAUGAUUGGAACACAGCAUCAGAGUAUAGAGUCUUUGGUUCGCAGAAUCCACCAACGUCUAGUCGCUUGGCAAAUUUGAAGCCAUACAAGGAAUACGUGGCCCAGGUUUUAGCUGUGAAUGACAUAGGUUCCAGUGAACCAAGUGUUGACUCGAAUGUCGUAAGGACUCACGAAGCUAAACCUGAGCGUCCACCCACCAUCAACAAAACGUACAACAUCAGUAGCACCUCCAUUGGUAUCUCCUGGAGUCCUCCUGCCAAGGAUCACAUCAACGGUGUCCUCACCGGCUACAACAUCUCAUAUUUUGUGGACAGGAAAGUCAUCCAGCAGAUCCCACCUCCACCGCCCCCCAACCAUAUAGUGGUAAAUGGUUCUAUUGAUAAACGCUCUGAGUCGUUCAAUCUGACAGGUCUUCAACCGUUCAAGAACUACACUAUUUUUGUGUCUGUGUUAAAUAAAGCUGGUGAAGGGCCUUCCGCACCUGUAAGGGUACAAACAGAUGAAGGGGUCCCUACGAAACCUCGUAUCAUUGAUGCCACGGACCAAACCAGCUCGAGCUUGAAGGUCAAGUGGGAGCGGCCAAAUGUUGCUAAUGGUAUCAUUGUCAAGUAUGAGGUGUUCUGGAGCCACAGCGGCAAGAAUGACUCACGGACUAUCACUGGUGACGAUAAGCUGGAGACAAUCAUUUAUCAUUUAGAGGCAUAUACACUGUACCAGCUCAUUGUUGCUGCCUACACGAGGAAAGGCAUGGGGGAAAAGAGCACAUCAUUCCAAGCAUUGUCUGAUGUGAAAGGUCCGAGUAAACCGCUGAAUGUCAGUAUUAGUGACAACGACACAAGUAUUGAGAUUAGCUGGAAGAGACCGGAGAAGUUCUGUAAACAGAUUGACAAGUAUUACAUCACCCUGCAAGCUGAUACAAGCACCGAUGAAGGCCUCCUUGAGAAUGAACAUACCCUUGACCAACCUGACUUGGUGGCUAGAGAAAAUCUCAAUUAUUAUAUUGAUGAUCUUCGCCCAGGUACUGAGUACACAGUAAAGAUCUGUGGCGCCACUACCAGUCUCUUCCAUGACAAGAGGGAUUAUAAAGGUGCCUACUCUGAUCCUGCUAAGAUUGUCAUCAGAGGGGGCCAGGGCAACAAGGAUAACAGUCGUUUUACUGCUGGUGUUGUUGGCGGUAUUGUCACUAUCCUCAUCCUACUCAUCAUAGCUGUGGUGCUGUUUAUUGUUUACCGACGGUAUAAGGUCUACCGGUAUCUGGAUCAACGGGAUCCAGAGAUACAACCCACCCCUGCAGUCAUUCUAGAUGAUUAUGCAAAAUCAGAAAAUAUAGGAGAUCCCAAUGAGAGCCAUACAGUGACAGUAGCAGACUUUUCUGAUCAUGUGACAGAACUUCACAGAGACAGUGACCUUGGCUUCUCGCAGGAAUUUGAGGAAAUAUUCCGUAAUACAAGGACUGACCUAACAUUCGAUCAUUCCAUGGACCCGGAGAACAAACACAAAAACAGAUAUGUCAAUAUCAAUGCAUAUGACCACAGUCGAUGCAUUUUGCGACAAGUAUCUGGCAAACAAAAACACAUGGACUAUAUCAAUGCUAACUUUGUGGACGGCUACCACAAGAACCGAGCAUACAUCGCUACUCAGGGUCCCCUGCCGUCGACGAUUGCCGACUUCUGGCGAAUGGUCUGGGAGCAGAACUCUAGUGUCAUUGUUAUGAUAACAAACCUCGUUGAGAAGGGAAGGGUGAAGUGUGACCAGUACUGGCCAAAUGAAGGGACAGAGACCUAUGGCCUAUUCCAAGUCAAGUUACUUAAUACCCACACCAUGGCACACUACACGGUGCGGGUGUUCACCAUCCGUCACUGCAAGGCACGGAGAGUCAAUGUGCAAAGGACCUCCGGGCCUAACAAGCGCCACCACCAGGGGGAGCGUCUAGUCUACCAGUACCAUUACACAGAUUGGCCCGAUCAUGGCGUCCCUGAUUACACUCUGCCAGUGUUGACACUUGUCAGGAAAUCCUCGCAAAUGGCAUCAACAUCAGAGUCUGGGCCUAUCAUCAUACACUGCAGUGCUGGUGUUGGUAGGACGGGAACAUAUAUCGUCCUCGACAGUAUGAUGAAACAGAUCAAAGACAAGGAAACAGUGAAUGUGUUUGGCUUCCUGCAGCAUAUUCGCAACCAGAGGAAUUUCUUGGUACAGACAGAGGAGCAGUACAUUUUCAUCCAUGACGCGCUACUUGAAUUUAUAAAGAGUGGUGGUGAGACUGAGAUUAAGGCUCCAAACUUACAGGAUUACAUUACCAAGAUCACCACUCUUCCUGAGGGUGAGGAGGAAACAGAACUAACCAAACAGUUCAAGCUCAUUACUAACUACAGGCCAGCACAAUAUGAGCUCACAUUUGCCCAGAAGUCGGUCAACUCACCAAAGAACCGUUCUCAAAACCUUGUGCCAGUCAAUUCCAAGAGGGUCAUCUUACCUGCUCAACCCGGUGUGGAUGGUUCCGACUACAUCAAUGCUUCCUAUCUACAUGGUUAUAAUGACAAGAAGGAGUACAUUGUGACGCAGCAUCCUCUGGUGGAAACGCAGCAAGACUUCUGGCGCAUGGUCUGGGACCAAAACUCAAAUACUGUGGUGCUACUCUCAACAGUCGAGGAGAAGGAAUAUGAUCAAUUCUGGCCGAAGGCAGAUGAACCACUGGACUGCCACAAUUUCAACGUGUGCUUGACCGAGGAGCAUCAUCACAUUAGUCAAACUGCCAGAGAUUUCAUGUUGGAGUCGAAACAAGAUGACUACGAAUUAAUGAUACGUAUAAUCUCUUGUUGUGAAUGGCCCAAGAAUUGUGAACCGGUGAACACAGCGUUUGAGUUGGUGAAGUCAGUCAAGACGUGGUACAGCGAUCAUCAUUCUGGGCCAAUUGUUGUGAUAGACAAACUUGGAGGGGCAGCAGCGGCCACAUUCUGUGCUCUGAGCACAUUAUAUGAUGAGUUUCAGCAGGAUGACGUGGUGGAUGUGUAUCAGUUAGCGAGGCUCUAUUACCUUCAGAGACAGGGCAUCUUCAAUGAAGAGGGAGAGUAUGAGUUUUUGUACAAGGCCAUUGCAAGUAUCAGCCACGACCCGCCGGAAAGGAAAGAUUCAUUCUCGUCCGGCAACAAUCAGACCGUUACGAAUUCCAUUCACAAUUCUCAUUCACAUAACCAACACCUUCAUGUUCAUGGCGGCUCGGUACAUUUACGUGACAAGAAGGGCGAAAGACCACCGAGACCCGAGACGACAAUAUAAAAAAAACACCAAGUGUUUUAAAUUGACUGAAACUUUGAAGGGCUGGGGAUAGUUCUGAGAUCGCUAUGAAGCGGUAAAAGCUACUGAAGUGUUUGAACCGAGCAUUGAGCUUGCAGCUAUUUUUUGUUAAUAUUUUCAUCUGAAAUGAAUUUGGUAAUGCACUGCUGGCUUGUCACCUUCCUGAUAUUUUAUUUCUCGGGUGCAUUUGGGAUAAAUGGUCAAUUUGUGUUUUGAACAAACUUGAAUCGGAAGAACUGGAAGAAGGACAAUGGAACUGUCAGCUACCUGGAUGAGUCCUCACUUGAACCCAGGGUUCGAGAGUUGAGCCUUUAAACGAGCCUCUCUAUAAGGUGCAUCAAAAGUUUAAGAAAUAACCAUGCUCUUGGAUACCCUGUGUCUAACAAAGAGUAUAUAACUGUAAUACUCAGCUUAAUCAACUUUGAGUUAUAUCUUGUCUUUGCACAUGAUUUAGUGUUCAGUACGAUAGAGCAGCACCAACAAUUUUAGCCUCUUGAAAGUUGAUUGAAGCUAAUAUGCUGUCUCAUUUUGCUGAAGUAUCUGCUUCGGGCAGUUACGAUGUGCUUCUGAAAGUUAAUAUUUUUUUAAGACAGUUUUUACUGAACUGAUGCUAUUUGUUAGUUGACCUUGUCUUUUUUGUGAAUUUUGGAUAAAUGUGCUGGUAUUUGAGGUGUGUCAGUGCUUACAUUUGUAAGUUACGAAUAAUACUCAAGUAAGCCCUGAAGUUAUGUUACUAAAUUUAAAUCUGCAUUUCCAUGGCAUGUAAGAAACUACACUGAUCUCUGGGGAGUUGCAAUGUAAACAAAUAGUGUCCUUUUAUUACGUGUGCAGUGUAUAACUCCAUACAUAAUUGAUUGAUUGAUUCAGUCACAUCUUGAUUUCUGGUUGCAUGUAUCAGAAAAAAACUCUGAUAUGAAAUAUGAAAUGAAUAUACCAAGACGUACUUUUGUGGUAGUUACAAUUAUUUCGAAAUCCUUUUGAUAGUCGGAUAAUAAGUAGUUUUACUGAAAGAAACUUGGUUGAAAUUACUGUGGAAAUGGUGAUUGAAUAUGGUUUGGCAAAGCAAAUGUGAUGGUACAUGUAUGUUGCAAUGGCUUGCCUUCGGUACUGUUGAAAGCUUUGCCUACAUCCCAAGGACACUGUUAGGAAACCACCAUACCUUUUGCCCAAGGGCAGAAUAAGGAGGUCUAAGCUGACUGUUGCAGAAUGCAGAAUUCACCCGCUAUCUCGACAUGUAGUUGUGAAAGCAUUGUUUUGUUGACUUCUCUUAGUGUUUUCCACCAGGAAGUGUGUCAGUUUACACUUUACAGAAAUUACAGAACAAAAAACAGAAAUUAUAAAUCCUUGUGGUUCGCAUAGCUCCAAUCAAGAAAAACCUAAUUGCAAUGAAAUCCGACCAGUAGUUUGCCCUCCAGAACUCAAAACGUUAGGGACAAAGAAUAUAACAAUGGACUGUUGUAUCUAAUUCUAGCAAAUGUGUAUGUCUGGUUACGUGUUAAGACAUGUUGAUACCAAAGAGAUGUGUACCAUAUCUAUUCUGUUUUUCUCUUCCUCUUAGUACAUUUCCCAGCUGUAGUUUAAUAAGUGCAGUUUCCCAUUGCAAGUCCAUCUCAUUAUGUUAGGGUGCGAGUUGGUAAUGCUAAUGUUUGCAUCACUUCAUGUAGACGCAUAUGUAUAUGUUACCUUUGUGUUCAUAAGCUGUCAGGUUCCAAGCCUUCAGGGUAAUAGGUUUACGAAGUUCUAGUCAAGGAUAAACUCGAACCAAUCACCUUCCCAAACCGUUAAAACAUUGGCCAGAAUGUUUUUAGCACUACUGUUGGCUGUCAUCAUUCAGAAUUUAAUUAAAUUUAAGGCAUACUGUCUUGAAAUGUCUUUAUCUUCACGAAGCCAAAGAUCACUAUAUUGUCUUGGUGUGUUAUUUCUUGUCACAAUUGGAGUUAUCACAAGUUAUCCUAGAGAAAAAGAAUUCACUUUUGAAUGUAUAAUGAGAACAGACAAUCCGAACCAGGUUACUUGGAGUGGUUUUUGUGUGUCAUUAAAGGCUUCUUUGCGGUGUCUUUUUCGAAAGGCUCAUUUUGCAUCAAGGGUUGGGUCUUUUUAAACGUCAAUUUCCCAAGUCAAAAUUCUGUCUGUCUCUUCAAAUUUUCAUUGUAUGAAACGGCAUUAAAAAAUAUUGCUUUUUGUUCUACGUGUACAUCCUGCAGAUGAAACUACAUGACUCAUUUCUUUCAUGACAUAGUAUUAUACCUAGUUGGGUACUUGCCUUGUAUUCUAUAUAACUUGUUUCUUUAUAUUUUGGAUGUAAACCUCACUAUUUAGCUAUUCGUAAAAGAGGGAGCAGUACUGUCAAAAUAUUCAGUCAGCAAUCAUGUUGUAAUCUUGCUGACUCGUAGAGUCUACUAAAAGGUACUCUUAUUGCGAGACAUCCUUGGUGGUUUGGGAUGUAUCAUCCACACCAAAGGCUGCGGCUUGUUGUGUUUUUUGUACCAGGUGUUAAUAUAUGCAAUGCAUAUGUUGCAUAAUUAUGAUUUCUAGGUAAGAUUGUCGCACCCCUGGUGGUCGCGAGGCAAUCCAAGUUAUGCCUCUUUUGUGCUGACAUAAAAGUUCCUUGAUCUGUGCAGACCUAUAAAUUUGUUGCAGUGACAUGCAAUCUGCAGCUAGCUUAAAUCUGCAGAAAAAUUGGUUGUUGUCACAACAUGAAACAAACUCAAGUCUGCUUAAUCAUCGAAUGUGAAUCUUGAAUGGUAGGCCUAUGCCAUUCAUAAUUACUGGUGGUCCAGGAAAAAAGAAAUGCAGUUACACCAAUAACAUGUAUUAUGCAUUCGCAUUUGCUGAAAGUAGGUAUUUAUAGUAUUUGUAUAUCUGUCUACCCAACGGCAAUGCCGAAAUUUAUAUUCCUUAUAUAAUAACACAAUUGUAAAUUCAAAUUCUAUGACAAAUUUCAAAUGUUUAACAAAUGGCAUUAGGCUUUAAUAAGAUGUCAUCUUGCAUGCAGUUUAUCAUCUCAUGCAGACUAGCGAGAUUAUUUACAAAAUAUUGCAUGUUGCUGCCAACAAAAAUCAUUAAUCUGCACCUGUCUUUAUUCAUCAUUUAUAAAGUGUUUUUUCAAUCAUGAAAUAUUUUUUGGUAUAUCAUCAUCAUUGACAGAAACUCAUUAGAAUCAGUCAUAAGAAUUGGUCAUAUAUAGUGAGAUUAUGGCAACAAGUUUUCAUGCAUACACAAUUAAGGAAAUGUUCUAUUUGUGCAUAUAAAUGUGCUUUUUUCACAUAUUUCACAUUUCAAAAAUGGACAUUGCCAAAUUGUGUUCUAGUGUCCAAUUCAAGUGUACAUGUUGGUUUUGGAGAUGUGUGUGAUUUUUUUUACAGCGUCUUGAAGUAUGGUUAAUUUUCUGGUCAGCAGGGCCGGAAUUAGAUACUUUCAGACAAGUUUGAAAUCUAAUUUGUUGAUGGCAUCGAUCUAAAAGAUUUGCGUUGGAUUUUACUAGAAAGAUUUUGAACUUGGCAAUUGAGCCUCUGCUUGAGCUGAGAAAAGUAUAUUCUUAUGAACCUAUUUCAACCAUUUUCUCUGCAUCUAUUUGGCUCCCAGCUAUGUUUUUUUAUUAAUUCAGUUUUUACUGUAGAAAUGAAUUUCGAUUUGUCGUGCAUAAAGAAUUUGUGGCUCCUUUUUUUGCUCACCGUAGGGGAGUCUAUACAAUAUCCCAUUGUCCACUGUCGUCGUCCAUAUCUUGUUUCAAAAACAGUGGCACGUUUCUUAGCCUCUAGGGCUAUGAACUUAAAACUUUGUACACAGGACCCCCCCCCCCUGGUCAAAUGACCUCAGACAGUGAAUGUUGGUCUGAUCUGAUUCUUUACUUGGCCACCAGGGGGCCAAAAGUCAAAACCUAAAAAGUGUGAUAUCUCGCGUAUGUUUUCCAGAAAAUUUCAUGGCUGGUUCUCCUAGCAAGGAUACACCACAUUAUACAGGUUUUUGUUUUGACCUACUUUUCAAGUUCACAGAGCCCAAAUUGUCAGUGGCACGUUUCUUAACCGCUAAAGCUAACAACUUGAAACUUGGUACACAGGACCCUCUAGGUCAGAUAACCCCCGACACUGAAUUUCGGUCUAUCAUGGGUACAUGUACAUCUAACCACCACAUACAUUAUUAUAUGUCACAUGGGUUUUUAAUUUGACUUACUUUUCUUGGUCACAGGUCAAAUGUCAUACAAUUUCCAUUAUAUUAUAGCAUGUUUCUUAAACCAGCAUUGAAUCUUAACCACCAAAUAUCUAUACAGUGAGCACAAUGGCCCCUGGCCUUUUCAUUUAUUCCUGAAAGAUACAUUUUACAUUGUGAAGUGGAGUCAUGGUUUAUUUGCGGUAAACAUGGGUUGAGUUAGUUAAAAAUCAAAUGCAUGAGGCAGUUAUUGCAAUACACUGCUACGACACAAUUAAUCAAUGAAUUUGUCAUCUGUAACAUUAAUCAACCUUGUUGAUUAUAAGCUGCUGCCGUCUGUCUCUCGUUCCAAUUUCCUGCUGACCAUGAGUUUUGAGUUGGUUUUCUCAGACUGUAUAAACUUGAUUCCCUGUACCUGUACAUUGAUAAAUGACUGUUGUCUGCUUCUGCUUUGCUAUCAUUGGUGCAUUAAAACUCAUCUUGGACAGAAUAGAAAUUUGUUCAACACUUUGGGUGCCAGCUAUGCAGGUCUACGUCUAUCUGUGCCCAGUGACGUACGUCUACAUCGUCGAACAUGGGAGUCCCGUCGACUGGGCUAUUUCCUUUUUGGAAUGAUGUUAACUACACACACUCCAUCUGACGGGCUGGCCAUAAAUUGAAGCAGUUUUGCUGCUUUUGCCCUCUGUUCAGUGUUGCGUCUUGGGGAGGGGCAGGGUGAUCUGGGGGUGGGAAAAAGGCUUUCUGAUGAAAAUCGACCCUUUUUAACUUUAAACUCUGAAAUUAUGAUUUGAGGCAUAUGUAAAGUGUUUGUCUCAGUUGGGUUAUGUUCUUGGAGAAUCUAAUGCAGAAAACUUCAGGUAAUUAUUUCUUAUGGAAUCGUUUUUAGUGGGUGGCGGAAAGUGGUAAAAUGCGGGCACUUUAGAGGAUGUGUAUUCAAAAGUUCUGGGCACCCAAGGUGUUAACAAGACAAAGAUUUUUUUAUAAUUUCACAAAACCUUGGUUUGAACAUUUUUACACAAUUACUUACUACAUGACAGCUCCGUAUUCCAGAGUCGCAUGGGAUAAGACUGUGCAAAAAACAGUCCAUAUAUCGCAAUUUCACCAGCAAACAGGUGUUGACCUGUCAAUGAACAAUAAUUGGUCCUGGCGAAAUCAUGAAAUGCUACAUAUUGAUAAGGCUUGUCGCCUUAUCAGUGUGUAGUAUGGAAAAAAGAUUUGCAAAUCCAUGUUGCUAUCGACUUGGGCUUUAAUUUGAUAAAUGGCAAUGGCACCUGUUGUGAGUCCCUGUGAGUGCCGCUGCAACAACUGGAAAUCGUUGACUUACUGCAAGAAAUUCUAGAUUUUAAGGAGAUCACAAUUUUUUUACAUGGCCAGUUCAUUGUAAACAGUCAGGAUUUCAAGGUAUGAUUUUGAUGUAUGAAAUAAAGCUAUAUUUUGCUCAUUAUUGAAUGUCUGAAACAAAAGAGCUUUAGUUUUGAGGUUAAACAAUGUAAUAUAUGAAUUCAAUAUUGAAUACAGAAAAUUUAACUGUUUCACAUGUUUCAGUUGGAAUGAGGUCAAGUUUUGUUCAAAAGAUCACAUAUCGAUUAGAUUAACACUUUCACGGCCCGACAUAUUUUGGCUACAAGACGUCCAGGGCCACAUUUAAAGUAUUUAUUUGCCGUGCCAGUUCUCACAUAAGCAGCAACUAGACUGUUAGUUUCGCAGGUAAAAUCUGGGUAAUUUAUGGUAAAAUCUUGGUAAUUUCAAGCAAUCUCCACUCGUAAAGAUACUGUGGCACUUGUUGCAGGUGAUUAAAAUAGCCAUAUUAAGCAAAUUUCGGUGCAUGAAAUCUUACAUAAAUAAAGAGAAUUAAGCUUCAAUAAUUGUCAUCUAAUCGACCAUUUUAGCAUUGGUGGUGUUUUGCCCCCUAAUUCAACCCCUUUGAUGAUAAAUAGUUCUAGUAAAGUUAUAUAUACCCCUGAAUUUUUGUUGCAUAAGCAUUAACAUUUCUUUAAAUAUCGGCUUUUUCAAGUAGCCUAUAUAAAGAAUUUCACCCACUGUUGUUUGGGGUACCAGGGGAAAAAUUGAUUCUGCUGAAUUUCACCCAUAACCCUUCUUCAGAAUUACUUAAGAUUACUUCUGAAAUGUGUAUGAUAGGUUGGAAAGUUGCAAGUUAAAAAUGAAAUUGCAACAAUCCGUUUCUUUGCCAAGUUAUGCAGAGCUGUGCUUAUUUGUACACUUUGGGUGUAAAAUGUACACUUUUGGUGGCGUUUUAGUGAUUCUAUAAAUCAUGUACUCUACAAUUUUAUUGGAUUAUCUCUGAAAAACAAGCAAUAUCUUGAAAAAUAACCAAGUUGUACACCUUUUGUUGCAGUUUUUAAAACACGUUUUAUGUCCAACAUUGGGUACUUGUGAACCUGUUGAGUUUAUAUCUUCAUAGAAGACAACAUACAUGUAGCAGUAGAAGUAGAAGUUUGCUGUGGACAUAUCUGUGGUUCUCAGUUAGAAUUACCAAUAGAUGUGUUUCUUCUUGUACCAGGUUAUGGUCACUCAUAAACAGUCUAAGAACGCCUAACGACGCCUAAUGGGGGUAAUGAAAGUGUAUUACAUCCCAUCAUCUUGUUUUAUUGGUGCUAUACUUAAAUGUACUUUUUGCAUUUUGCAGAAUUUAGGAAAAUUAGGCCCCUGUUCAAAGUUUGUUUCAUGUUCUGUAGUUUGGUGUUGAUUAUUCUCAGUUUUAAAUGCUCAAACUCCCCUUUACUGCCAGUGUAUUUCUUACCUUGUAUGUAGGGCUUGUUGAAGAAGAUACUUUUAAUAUUUGAACACUAGUGCAUCAAGUUUACUAUUGGAGCCAGUAAAAUAGACUUGCCAGGCUGUAUCGUGACAUAACAAAUUGUGGGAUAAGAGGAAUCAAUGGUGAGAAGUACUUUCAGCCGAUACAAUUUCUUACACCAAGAGUAUAGGCAAGUCUUCUCUGGCCUAAUAGGUCAAAUUGAUUUGACAAACUAGUUUGUUUUCCAACAGAAACAAUUGACCACUUUAGUGAAAAAACGCACAAGUUACAUUUGGAAUGUUUUUUAUGUUCUUCAGAUAUACUGUCCAAAAUCAAAAUUUGAUUUUCCUGCAUUAGGAUGUUCUUAACCCUUUUGAUGCCAGUCAGGUUUGAGCUGAAUUCCACCAGGCCACAUAUGGGCGAAUUUAUCUGCCUGCUCCUCGGCCAUUGGAUGUAGAUUCUGCUGCUUUUAGGCCAGAGAGGUAUUGACAUGAUAUAACAAGAAUAUUAUAACAUUUAACCCUUUCGCUGUUAGGCAUAAUUACACCGCCAUUGCUGAGCCCCGAACGACCAGCCGCCAUGAUUCUAUCGUCUGCUGUGACGUCAUCCACGAGGUGGGAAACCCUGAUAACCUAUUCUGUCAAGCAGAUUAGUUUCGUUGCAUAAAUGUAGAUGGCAGAGCGAUCAGUCUUCUGCUAAAGCUUUAUUUGGGGACGGUCUGAAACUGCUGAAUUUUGGUGGUCUUGGCAAUCACGCAUCGAAAGGGUUAAUGCAAGUUCAUAUAUUAAAUUUAAACCUCGGGAAGAAAAAUUUUUUAAAUUUUACAUGGACGAAGAAUUGACAGAUGUCAUUACUUGCUGAGUGCAGUCAUGGCCGAACCCCUAGCAUGUUAAUAGAAUCAGUUGCAAGUGUGGUUUAUCUAAAUAUAGUCGAAUGACACUCUGGCAGAGGCGUAGUGGGAAUAGUCCUGCGUUGAGGUCUCUGCAGUCUUUAAAUGUAUAUUGUGUAAAAACUUGGAUGUAAAUGUAUGAUCUGUUUUGUAAAUUUGUGUCGUAUGUGGCAGGGCUGGACAUAAGAAAUAAAGAAACAAAGAAACAUUUGGGGCAUGAGGCCAAACAAAGGACCAUUUAUAGGCAGAUGGUCUCAAUGCCUUAGCUUUUGUCUAGCCCUGAUGUUGUGAAUGUGACCCUGUUAAGGUGACAGUUGCAAAAAAUAGAAAAUUGAGAUUCAAGUGUACAUUUUUUUACUUUGAACGAAUGACCUGCUGAAUAUAUUAUGUACGUGCAUAUUUACUUCUGUUUAUGAGCAUGAUUUUUAUUGUGUCAGUCAUAUAAGGCGUAUAGACCUUAGCAUUGUAUUGGUACAUGAAACGAACAUGAAACAAAUCAAAAUAAUUUCAUGCAGUAUAUUUACAUGCAACAUAGUAUAUAUAACGCUUAAAUCUCAUUUUCUUUUUUUCGGACACACAAUAAUUGCAAAUCUAUAGCUGGAGAUUAUAUUUUGAUAAACAGCCGCCAUGGCCGAAGUGCAGUAUACCCUAAUUGAUUGAAAGAGUGAACCUAAAGACAGUGGUUCUGCAUACUAUCCCAAAUAGUCAGCUCACUGUCUUGUGAAAUCUAAUUGAUAUCAACUCAAUUGUAAUAUUAAUAAUGUUUUUAAAUCCAACGUUAAUUGGAAUUUGGAGUGGAAAAUACAUAUUGUACACCACUUUUAUAAUGUGCGUGGCUAGGAAAUUGGCAAGUGCUCUCAUAGAGGAUGACUUCUCUGGGUGUUAGAUGUGAAAUUUUCUCAUCUCUGUGCAGAUUCCUGGUCAUCUUUGGUUGUGUGAUUACUGUUGUCAAUAGUGGUGUUUUUUUACAGUAUGUGUAGGUGCAAAGCACAGUUUCGAGUACUAUGGGCAGACUUUAAGGGAUUCCUCACUUUUGUCGAUUUCUUUGAUUUUCUGUUAUGCCUUUCUGAAAAUGUGGCGCAGAGGUUUAUAGAAGUACAGUGUACAAUAUUCAUAAGUACAAUGUACCCUUAUCAAUUAUCAUUAAUAUUUUGGCCAAUGUGCCUCAUAAUAUUUAGAACAUCUCUUAUUUAUAAGUUGUCCUAUUUUCAAUUGUGGAUUGCAGUAUUGUAAUAAUACACCUCACAAUCUUCAUUUAGGUACUUCCCCAGCAGGUAAUAAAUGCCAGUGAAAUGUGGAAGAGUGAGAAAUCCCUUCAAGUGAGCUCUAUAACUCUAUGUUGGCACUGAACACAUCAAUAUGUUAAAAGAAUGGAUUUUUCAAAUAACCAGUCUUUGUUUGAUGGGGAAGAUUUAUUUUUCAUUUUUAUCAUGAAACCUUUUGUAUGAUCAACCAAGUAAUAUUAUUUGUACAUAAUUAUUCAAUGUGGAACCUGUAUAAAUCAUGUAAU
Molecule: messenger RNA, 13247 nt
Organism: Lineus longissimus
Lineage: Eukaryota; Metazoa; Nemertea; Pilidiophora; Heteronemertea; Lineidae
Product: tyrosine-protein phosphatase 99A-like
Exons: 29
Coding region: 81-3926 (1281 amino acids)
Biological process (GO): protein dephosphorylation
Molecular function (GO): protein tyrosine phosphatase activity; protein binding
Source: RefSeq, a predicted model, not a curated record